Molecule: messenger RNA, 500 nt
Organism: Microplitis demolitor
Lineage: Eukaryota; Metazoa; Arthropoda; Insecta; Hymenoptera; Braconidae
Product: flexible cuticle protein 12
Exons: 2
Coding region: 97-411 (104 amino acids)
Cellular component (GO): chitin-based extracellular matrix
Molecular function (GO): structural constituent of chitin-based larval cuticle
Source: RefSeq, a predicted model, not a curated record
AUAUAAAGUCAAGAUCAACUUGGAAUAAGUACAGUUUCUAGUUUUCAAGUCUAGUAGUUUUUUAUUUCAAGUAGAAAAAAAAAAUAAUAAUUCAUCAUGAAAAUGAUAAUUGCACUCGUCGUCCUUGUGGCCGUAGCAGCAGCUGCUCCCGUAGAAGAGGUCGUCGUCGUUAAGUCUCAAGAGAACAACAACAUUGGAGUAGAUGGAUACCAGUACAGCUACGAAUUAUCUAACGGCCAAAACGUCCAAGAAUCUGGUGAAUUGAGAAACGUUCCCGGAGAAGACUCUCCUGUAAUCGUAGUCAGAGGAAGUUUCAGCUACAGCGACCCCAUCACCGGCAAACAAUACACAGUCACCUAUGUCGCCGACGAGAAUGGAUUCCAACCAUCUGGUGAACAUAUUCCUGCUUGAAUUUCCUACUUUACGGUCUUUGUUCUCUUUUAUUUUGUGCCAAUUUAUUGAUUUAUUUUAUGUUCAAUAAAUACUUCCGUUGAUUUUAA